Pocillopora meandrina is the source of this 4572-nucleotide messenger RNA. NCBI's taxonomy places the organism in Eukaryota, Metazoa, Cnidaria, Anthozoa, Scleractinia, Pocilloporidae. The record is from the annotation of a GenBank genome assembly.
GUAAGCGUUGCGAAACUACACGCAACGAACGGGUGACGACAUUUAGGAUGAAAGCUGUAAGGCCGUUCUUUGCUCGAGCUGCCAAGAAGUGUAAAUAUUCAUAUGAGGGGGAAGUACAUCAGACUUCUGCUGGAAAACAGUUCGGAAGGAAAUCUACCGAAAUAAACGACGCAACGGAAGCCAUGAGCAGUGCAUCAUUGGUAGACAUGCAAGGUUUGCGCGCUUCUUUUCGGAAAUAUUUCUACAUAACCCGAUACUUAUGAUUUAUAAACAAAGCCUUAGUUUAAAAAUCUGUUGUACUUGCAAUUAUUUUAUUUUAUCAAAGGACUGAAUUCAUGAUGAAGUAUGUGAUUAUACAGAAAUCUUGCCUCUCAUCUGACAUUUGUGUACAGAGAGCUCUAGCACGUUUAGUAUUCGUGUAUUUCGCGUCGCAUGAGUCGGAAUCGUAUUGGGAGAAUCAUUUCAGUCUGCUUUGCAUUGUGUCAAUCAUAAUGUCAGCUUGAACCAUUGCCAUCGUAUUCGCUUUUAUUAAUUUGUAAACGUUGUUAUGCUGAUGUAAGUUACAUGUUUGAGUACUGAGGGAAAAUCCUCGAUCUUUCCUUUUUUUAAAUGGUCCUUAUUGUUACCUCUGCAAGAGAUAGGAAUUUCAUAACGGGGAGAGUGCUGAUACGUAGGCUGUUUUUGAUAACACUUCAGACAAGCUUGGUGUUAUCAGUGAAUGACAGGAAUGAGUGACAUUGAAGAAAUGUAAAAUGGUUUCCGUGUUUACAUAGCCUGAUGUAAACACUUGGGAGGUUGGGAGAACACAAGAUAAGCGUAGGAAACCACGACGCGAAGCGGAGUGGUUGCCAGCUUAUCAUCAGGCUAUGUAAACACAGAAACCAUUUUACAUUUCUUCUAUAAAAUAACUAAUGAAAGAGGAACGAAAACCGUGUUUACAUACGCUUAUGUAAAAUGGUUUUAUGGCCAAUCAGAGCGCACGUACUAUUUGAAUUAUUUUAUAAUAAAAAAUUGAUACCACUUUUUAGCAUUAAUUUUUAGCAGUUAAUGUCAGCAUUUACACAUUGGAUUAUCACAUUAUUUCUUUGGGUUUCACUGGCUGAUAUCAUUGUUACCCUUAGUUACCCUCUUGUUGACAUCAAUAGACUGAGAAACCUUCUGAAUGAAGAGUGAAGUAGUUUUCACCAUCAAUGUCAUCAACACAAUUGACUGAGAAAACCCUCUGAAUGACAAGUGAAGUUGUUUUAACAAUCAAUGUUAUCAAAACAGUUGAUAGCAAGGAUAUUAUUAUUUCCCUUUUGUGGAUCAAAUUUUGUGUUAGUGGGAAAGUAAUAACAAUCAAUAGUAACUGAUUAAAAUCAUUAUUUUUAAAAGAAAAAUGGAUUUGAUUUCUUAUCACUAAAUAAGUCAUGGUAGUGGUGUCAGAUUGGAUAACUUUUUCACUACUGUUCAUUGCUGAUGAAUUGAUGUUACCUGAAGUUGGCAUCCACCAGUUUUAUUUGAAUAUGAAUUCUAUUUUAUUUAUUUAUUUAUUAGACCAGGAAUGUUUAUACUUAAUUAUUAUGAUCUUAUGCCGCAGUCCCUGAAGUUAGCAGUGCUGGGAACUUGAAUCAACAUGAGACUCCUAUUCAAAACAAUUCAGCCAACUCCACAUAUUGCACACCUGUUUAUCCAUCAACAACAACUAUCAAACCAGUACAGUCAAGUCAAGGUGAAGAGCAAAAUGCUUCAAGUGGCUCUUAUCAAGAAUACUGCUCUGAAAGUAUGGAACCCUUCCAGCAGCCGUGUUUUACAUCUCCAGAUAAGUUGGGACGUAGGUGGCACAAUUUGCGAAGAAAAUGUUAUUGGCCACAGAGAAACCAGAACUUUACUUUUAAAGUAGUUUCUUACAAUGUACUUGCUGAUGGUUUACUGCAUUCCAACAGCCAUCUGUACUGUGGAUCUGAAGAGUGGCUGAAAGACUGGGAGUACAGACGGAAAAAUCUUCUGAAAGAAUUGCUAUCCUACAAGGCCGAUGUAAGUAUUGGUAAUAGUGAAUUGAAUUAUUGGAAGAAAACCUUCAUUAAAUUUGUCAGGAGGAACUAUUAUCUGUAAUUUUGAAAUCUCUAAAUUAAGAAAGUGUGGUCUUCAUGCAAGGCAGCUGAAUGUUUCAUUUUUCCAAUGAAUUGAGUGAGGUACAGAUGUUAUCACUGCUGGUUCAAUCUUUUCCUUGUUUCUCACUUGCGUGGCAUCAGAGUACAUGUAUGUUCUUUGCUUGUGGCAAAUGAGGCAGAGUAUGAAUGAAUUCAUGAUAUUUUAUAUGAUUGCCACAAAGUUAAAUGUGACAGUCAGGUGUCUUGAAUGUUACAUAUAAUUAUGUACUAGGUUUUGUGUCUUCAAGAAGUUGAAGAUAGUCAUUAUGAGGACUGGUUUGAACCUAAGCUGAGAGAGAAAGGUAAAAAUGACAUUCAUUUCUGAGUUUAGACAAGACUAGAAGAGGGCAUGACUGACCAACAGAGUUUUUCUCAGGGUUUCUCUUCCCAUCUCUAGGAAUGAUUGAGGGGUAAAAGAAAGGCUGGGUAUAAACUUGUGGCUAAGCCUCCAAUCUUUAACUCAGCAUGGCACAUUGUUAAGGUCAAGUUUAUCUUUGGUCUUGACGGCUUUUCAUAAGUUAUCGAAUUCUAUGAUCUCACAACUAACAAAAGUCUAGUCAAACCAAGAUCAUGUGUAAUGUUUUUUCUGAAGGCUGUCUUCAUCCUUAUUGUGGUGGGAUUAUAAAUUUACAUCAAGGUGUAAUUUUUCUUUGAUUUUUGAGCUCUUUAGAACCCCAUAGUUCUCUUGCCUUUUUAGAAUUUCUUUCACAUGUGCAUGUUGGUUAGAGACUUUUCUUAGAACCAUGAAUUUUAGAUUUUAACAUAUUUUAUUAGGUUAUACUGGAGUGUACAAGAAAAGAAGUGGUGAUAAAACAGAUGGAUGCGCUACAUUUUUCAAGAAAUCAAGAUUUACGUUAGUGAAAUCAGAACUUGUCUCCUUUAAUAAACCAAACGUGAAGCUUAUGGAUCGUCAUAAUGUAGCUGUUGUGGUUCUUUUGAAACCAAAAGUUCCAGGCCGCUCAUCUCGCAAUUCAAACAAUCUUGUAUGCAUCUCAAACACUCAUUUACUUUUCAACAAAAAAAGAGGAGACAUCAAACUUGCCCAACUUGCCUGCUUAUUUUCAGAAAUUGAGGAAAUAGCAAGAAUCUCCUCUUCUGGUCAAGGAAAUCCAGCCUAUCAUCCCAUCAUUUGUUGUGGAGAUUUCAACAGUACUCCAUUUUCACCAAUCUAUGAUUUUGUUAUGCGAGGGUCUCUUAAUUACAAAGGCAUGCAUCGUGAUAACUUUUCUGGGCAAAGUCAUGUGCGCAGGAGUUACCCUCCAAGUCAGGAAUUAAGAAGUAAUAUUAUUCCUUGGGAACUAGGAAUCACAACAACAUGCACCAAGAGAAAUGAGUCAACAGAAGUAGAGAGUGUUUUAAGUAUUGAUUGUGAGAAAGUUGAUUUGCAACCCUCAGGAGUGGAGCCCCUCUCUACAGGAUCUGCAUCUUGUGUGUCAGCAUCAAAGAGUGUGUUACCAUUUGAGAAGAGUAGACAACAUUUUUCAUUGUCUAGAAAGGCUGGUAAUUGUGCUCACUUGCCAAGAAAUCACCAUUUAGGAUCUCUCUGGUUCAAUCCAGAACCUGGUUCAAGCACUGAACUUCAGUCAGAUGUACGUGGAAGAAUAUCACUGCAAAACACUCAGCCAUCCUCUUUAAACUCCACAGAAAAUGAGAAUGUUUCACAGGAAGAAGCACAAAGAAGUACACAUCUUUUGGCAAAAAUGACUGAAAAAAGGGUAUACGAUGCUACCACAAUCCAACGGCACAAUUUUUCUGAUGUGUUUAGUGUGUACAGGCAUUACUUUCAAGAUGGGCAGCCAGAAGUGACAACUUUUCACGAUCAAGUGUGCACUACUGUAGACUAUAUAUUUGUUUCUCCUGGACGGCGGCAGAACUGCCAAAGGUGUCACCGCCGUCAUGGAUCCCUACAGAUGACAGGGAACCUUGAGUUGCUGUCAGAAAGUGAUAUACGGACUCUUGGUGGCCUCCCAAAUAAGUAUAUCUCAUCUGAUCACCUUGCUCUAGUUUCUUCAUUUUUGUUACAUGUUUGAAACACAAAACAACCCCUAAAAUUUACCCAGCACAAUGGAGGAGUUUUGUCUCCACAUUUUUGUAAGUAUUGAUUUGUACAAAGAUGAGGGUUUGGUAUGAAAUACAAAUUGUGAGUUUCAAAUCAGUUGUAUUCCUGGUGCAAGAAGGAACUUGUUUUUAUCUUCUCCAGCAAUUUCUUAGAAUUCAUAAAGAUUUCAACAGAGGAUGAACAUUACAAAUUAUUGGGUUCAACUUUCUUGUGUAAAUGUUUUUAAUAACUUCUCAGGACAGCUGUUCAACUUUCUUGUGUAAGUGUUUUUAAUGACUUCUCAGAACAGCUGUUUUUAUGCAUGUUAAAAGAGAGUAGUUUUGACUAAGAAUUUUUUUUAAGCUGUUGUCAUUACUUAAAUUAAAAUUGAAGUUAGCAAGC